Molecule: messenger RNA, 6729 nt
Organism: Syngnathoides biaculeatus (alligator pipefish)
Lineage: Eukaryota; Metazoa; Chordata; Actinopteri; Syngnathiformes; Syngnathidae
Gene: rapgef6
Product: Rap guanine nucleotide exchange factor (GEF) 6
Exons: 30
Coding region: 380-5356 (1658 amino acids)
Biological process (GO): positive regulation of ERK1 and ERK2 cascade; small GTPase-mediated signal transduction
Molecular function (GO): protein binding; guanyl-nucleotide exchange factor activity
Source: RefSeq, a predicted model, not a curated record
UCCCCCCUGCCUGGCAAACACGAAUGUCGUCACUCGCCACAUUUGCUCCUUUCUCCGGGAGGAGGGGACCAAAAUCUCCACCGUUCCGAUGGAACUCGCGGCGGCAGCGGUCGAGAUGGACCCACGGAGCCCGUGACGCACCGGAUACAACUUUGUGACACUUUCAAACGGAUACCGGCGCUGUUUUUUUUUUUUUUUCGUUUUUGGGGGUGCAUUUUGAACUCGUCUUUUUGGCGUGUUUUGUCGCUGAAUAAAUUCUUCGUCCAUGCACGCCCGGACGAGGGCGAGCUCCACCGCGGGGAGGGGAUGUGACACCACCCGAGGCUUAAAGAUCGACUAAAGAGGACGGAAAAGUCCCUCCCAGGUGGAAUUCGACGUUAUGAAAAUGACCGGUGCGAUGGAAAGUGCUUUCAAACUGGCGCUGAGGAAGCCGCCCGCCCUGCGGACGGCAGAGGACUUGCACACCAUCUACUGCCACCUCUACCACAUGGACGUCCUCUCACACCUCAGGGAGCACCAGCUAAGGUCCAUGUGCACGUCAGCCAGGUACGAGAGACACGAGGCCAACCACAUCCUCUUCUAUCCCGACAGCAUCGCCAGCUGUUGGUACAUCUUGCUCUCUGGAUCCGUUUUUGUCAAGGAGGACAUGUACCUGGCCAGGUGCUGUUUCGGCAAGCAGCUGGGGGGCAGGCGAGGCUGUGAAUGCAUCACUUUGCAGCCGUCAGAAAUGAUCGUGGUGGACAACUGCGGCGAGGGGGACGAUGGGUUCCUGCACCGGGAUGGCUCGCAGCGACGUUCCCGCCGGCGCUUCCGCAGGAUCAACCCCAAAGGCGAGCGGGAGCUGAUCACAGAUGGGCAAGAACCCGCUGCCUACAAGCUUCCUGCUGACCUCAAUAAGAUGCACUUGACCGACCACGCCCACCAGCAGGUGAUGGACGUACCCGCCAGCCAGUCGGGAUGCAGCAUCGCCAGCGACUCGGGCAGCAGCAGCCUGUCGGACAUCUACCAGGCUACGGAGAGUGAGCUGGGCGACGUGGACCUGUCCGGCCUUCCCGAGGCUCCCGUGGACAGCGAGGAUGAGGAAGAGGAGGACGAUGACCUGGAGAGAGCCUCGGAUGCGCUGCUGGUCCGAGACCUUGUUCGCGAGUGUCUGGAGAAGGACCCGGUAGACCGCAACGACGAUGACGUCGAGCAACUGUUGGAGUUUAUGCACCAGCUGCCGGCCUUCGCCAACAUGACCAUGUCGGUGCGGCGGGAGCUGUGCGGCGUGAUGGUGUUCGAGGUGGUCGAGCAGGCGGGCACAGUCAUCCUGCACGACAAGCAGGAGCUGGACCUGUGGUACGUCAUCCUGAACGGGGCGGUGGAGAUCGGUCGCCACGAGGGCCGGGCGGAGACGCUGUGCAUGGGCAAUAGCUUCGGCAUCUCGCCCUCGCUGGACAAGCAGUACAUGAACGGUGAAGUGCGCACCAAAGGGGACGACUGCCAGUUGGUGUGCAUCGCCCAGGAGGACUACUGGCGCAUCCUCAACCACGUGGAGAAGAACACCCACAAGGUGGAGGAGGAGGGCGAGAUCGUGAUGGUGAAGGAGCACCGCGAGCUGGACCGAAGCGGCACCCGCAAGGGGCACAUCGUCAUCAAGGGGACCCCGGAGCGUCUGAUCAUGCAUCUGGUGGAGGAGCCCUCGGUGGUGGACCCCACCUACAUCGAGGACUUCCUGCUCACCUACCGCACCUUCGUGUCCAGCCCCUUGGAGGUGGGCAAGAAGCUGUUGGACUGGUUCCAGAUGGACACGCUUCGAGACACGGUGACCCGCAUUGUGCUGCUCUGGGUCAACAACCACUUCAACGACUUUGAGGGCGACAUGGCCAUGACGCGCUUCCUGGAAGACUUUGAGAAGUUGCUGGAAGCCACGAAAAUGAAAGGCCACCUGCGGCUGCUCAACAUCGCGUGCGCCGCCAAGGCCAAGUGGCGGCAGAUCACGCUGCAGAAGGCGUCGCGGGAGUCGCCGCUCUACUUCAGCGUGCAGGGUGGCAGCGAACGCGGCUUUGGCAUCUUUGUCGAAUCGGUGGAGGAAGGCAGCAAGGCGGCCGAGGCGGGGCUUAAACGCGGAGACCAGAUCAUGGAGAUUAAUGGGCAGAACUUUGAGAACAUCUCCUUCUCCAAAGCUGUGGAUAUCCUCAGGAACAACACACACUUGUCCCUCACCGUCAAGACCAACAUAUUCGUCUUCAAGGAGCUCCUGAGCCGAAUUGUGCACGAGAAGAAGAACGGCGGGCCACACAUUCCCAAGAUCCAGGAGAAAAAGGGCAACCGCUUCUCCAUCCCGGACUUGCCCGGCGACAUGGAGUUUGCCACGGACCACAAGGCCACGCGCAAGAUGAAGGCCAACACGGUGUCGGGCGGCCGCAACAAGAUCCGCAAGAUGCUGGAGAAGACGCGCUUCAGCAUCCUGCCGCCCAAGCCCUUCAGUGACGGCAGCAUGGGUCAGUCUCAGGACGACAGCAUUGUGGGUACCAAGCAGUGUCGGCACAGCGUUGCCAUCAUGCCCAUCCCUGGCAGCCUGUCGUCAAGCAGCCCGGACCUCCUCCAGCCUGCCUCCAGCGUGCUCGACUUCUCCAACCCGGCAGCACUGGGACUGUACUACAUUCCAGACCAGGUGAUCCGAGUGUUCAAGGCCGACCAGCAGAGCUGCUACAUCAUCAUUAGCAAGGACACCACCGCCAAAGACGUGGUGGCGCACGCCGUCAACGAGUUCGGAUUGACGCCAGCCGCCGAGAACUAUUCGCUGUGCGAAGUGUCGGUCAGCCCCGAGGGUGUCAUCAAGCAGCGGCGCCUGCCUGACCAGCUCUCCAAGCUCGCUGACCGCAUUCAACUUAACGGCAGGUACUACUUGAAGAACAACAUGGAGACGGAGACACUGUGUUCGGACGAGGACGCCCAGGACCUGCUGCGCGAGAGCCACAUCUCGCUGCUGCAGCUCAGCACCAUGGAGGUGGCCGCCCAGCUCUCCAUGAGGGACUUUGAGCUUUUCAGGAACAUCGAGUCCACCGAGUACGUGGACGACCUGUUCAAGCUGGACUCGGCGGGCGGCGGGCACCUGAAGCGCUUCGAGGAGGUCAUCAAUCAGGAGACCUUCUGGGUGGCCACCGAGAUCCUCAAGGAGCCCAACGCCCUCAAGAGGAUGAAGACCGUCAAGCACUUUAUUAAGAUUGCCCUGCACUGCCAAGAGUGCAAGAACUUCAACUCCAUGUUUGCCAUCAUCAGUGGUCUGAACUUAGCCCCAGUGGCUCGCCUGCGCUGCUCGUGGGAGAAGCUCCCCAGCAAGUACGAGAAACUUUUCGGGGACCUGCAGGACGUCUUCGACCCGUCGCGCAACAUGGCCAAAUACCGCAACGUCUUGAGCGGCCAGAGCAUGCAGCCGCCCGUCAUCCCCCUUUUCCCCGUGGUCAAGAAAGACCUCACUUUCCUCCACGAAGGCAACGACUCUUCGGUGGAUGGCCUGGUGAACUUCGAGAAGCUGCGGAUGAUCGCCAAGGAGAUCCGACACGUCGUCCGGAUGACAUCGGCCAACAUGGACCCGGCCCUGAUGUUCAGACAAAGGAAGAAGAGGUGGAAGAGUUUAGGAUCCCUGAGUCAGGGCAGCACCAACUCCAACAUGCUGGACGUUCAGGGCGGCGGGCACAAGAAGCGCGUGCGGCGCAGCUCGCUGCUCAACGCCAAGAAGCUAUAUGAGGAUGCGCAAAUGGCGCGCAAGGUCAAGCAGUACCUCUCCAACCUGGUGGUGGAAACGGACGAAGACAAGCACCAGAUCAUGUCGCUGCAGUGUGAGCCCGCCUACACCACUAUUUCAAAGACCCUGAGCGACCGGCGAUCCACCAAGUCAGACAUGUCGCCCGUGUCGCUACGCUCGGCGCUGCCCUCGGGGAAGACCCAGAACCGGGUGUCGCAGGUCCUUCAGGUGCAGGUGCCGCUCAACCCGCUACGCAAGAAGAGCAGUGCCAAGGACGUUGGCCCUCCUAACUUCAGCUCCCCUCAGGUAGUGAAGAAGCCCCCUGCCAGCUCAGCAGACGAGUGGGCCGCCAAGAGAGCGUCCGACGACACGGUGUCCACCAUCUCAUCCCGCCACUCCAGCCCGACCGUGUCGCCGCAGGGCUCGCCGCGCAAAGGCCCGUCGGCCAAAACCCAGACCUGCUCGGGCCAGCUGAACCUGUCGGGCUCGUCGUCGUCGCUGACCAGCGACGCCAGCACCAAAGCGAGCACCGUCAGCCUCCGCAGCUACGGCAUAGGUUAUGCGCUGCUCCCUCCGGGCAAAGCGGACAACCUGUCCGACUCAAGUCACAGCGAGAUCUCGUCUCGCUCCAGCAUCUGCUCCGUGGACUCCGUCCCCGCUCCAGGUCUGGAGGAGCGCUGCAACAGCAUCGGCGCCAGGACGUCGGUCGCGUCCGCUCCUGCCGCUCUCACUGUGCCGGUGGGCCUGCCGACGCCCGAGAGCAUGGCAGCAACUCACUUGAAUGUGGACUACAGCCAGCCCAGCACCAGUUCUCCUUCUUCCGCGGCUGUGCCGGGGUCAUCUCGGGGUUAUGCCACACGGAGCUCCACCUUCACGUCGUCCAUCUCCACGGAGGAACUGACACCCGACCUGGCCUCCCUGGACUUGGUGGCCGACAGCGGGCGCGGCAGCUGGACAUCCUGCUCCUCCAACUCCCACGACUCCUUCCAGAGUCUGCCCGCCUCUUCCUGCCGCCCCUGGGACCACGGCAUCCACGGCCACCCGCUGGCGCUCGCUCACCGGCUGGCCGGCAACCCGAUCGCCGAGGCGGACUACGCGCGCGACUCGGAACUGGCCAAGCAGUCCCGGCAGAGCUGGGCGUCGUCAGGAUCCUUGUCAGACACUUAUGAGGGGAAUUAUGGCACCGUCAAACGGAGGAAUGCGACGGAGCCCGGCUCUGCCUCUUCCGCCUUGCCGACCAAUGACGACGGAGUGCAGGGCACAGACCCCGCCUACAAAACUGUGACAUCCAGCACGGAGAAAGGACUAAUAGUUUACUGCAUCACCUCCCCCACCAAGGACGAGCGUUACCGAGCCCCUCCUCCCACCCCUCCAGGCUACCAGGGUCUGGCUCUGGGGGACGUCAAAGAUUGCAGCGGUGGCACUGCGGUGGCGGCGGCAGGGGUGUCCGGGAGGCCUCCCCACCUCAGACCGCCCGACUACAGCGUGGCCAUGCAAAGGAGCAAACUCCUGCAGAGCCCUGGAGCCGCCGGGACUCUGGCGCACGCCCGGAGGCUUGCCGGCAGCCGCCUUGGGACGUGCGACGUGGCCGAUAGCGAGGACGAUGAACAAGUUUCGGCCGUGUAGAUCCGUUGGGGACUGCACGCCCCGGCACCAUCUUUGCCACCUCCUGGAACUCGUGCCUGCUUCACUUGAAAAUAAGGACCUUUUUAAAGGCUUCCAACCAGGACAACAGAAAACACAAUAGUUUGAUACUUUUUGAAGCUUUUAACGUUGUUGUCCCCCACCCUCAUUUUAAUUUUGCACCUCAGAGCUCGCGUCACGUUUUUGCUUGGGACAGCAGAAGUAUCGCAGGAUCACUCGCGGGUCUUCUCGCGCCUCCCACGGAUCACCAGUCUCAUGAGCAAGAUCCCCUUGGAACUCGUACCCGCUUCACUUGAAAAUAACAAACUUCAGACCAGGAAAAGAUAGAGAAAUGUUUUUGAAGCUUUUACUUUUUUAAUCAUUUGAAUUUUGCACCACAUUUUCCUUGGGACGAGACUGCCGACAGAAGUUCAGGUGAUUUGUGGAGCACUUCCUGUUCUCGGAGGAAACAAAAUGGCCGUCUCCAGAAGCUAGCUACUCGAGCGGCGUGCUACCUCCUGGACUUUUUAGGGGAUAAAAACAAUGUGUUAUUAUUUUUUCGAGGUGCAGACGAAUCGGGGUAAAAAAGGUGUUGUUUACAAUGUUUAUUGGGCAAGUGCGUGAGCCCCCCCCCCCGCCAUACCCCUCCUUUUUUUUCCCAUUUUGAUGGCAGCCAAACGGGAUGUGUAUCUCCAAUUCGUGUCGAUCGUACAGGAAUGAUUGGUCUUCCCGAUAUCUGUCGGGAAGACUUAUGAUGAUAAUAUGGUGGCAUAUGUAUGAAUGCGUAAAUGCGAACGUGUGUGUGUUUAUAUUUAUACAUAUAAACGUACAUACAGACAACUUUUUUUGUGGUUGUUUUUCCUGUAAAUUAACCAUGGUGUAUAGUUUACAGACUGGAAUAUUUUGUUACCAGAAAAAAAAGCGUUUUUGUUUUCUUUGCGGGGUCCUCGCUUGUGCUUCUUGUAGUUGUGCAGAUGAUGCGGCUGUGUGUGUGUUGAUCUCACAACACAUAAGUGAGGGUCCACACCCCUUUUCUCCCCGGUCCCGUUUGGGUCUCUCACAAAAUCUUUUGUGGGUCCCUUAGGCCUCCUUGCGCCCCCACCCCCACCAAAACCAUUUUAGCACUCCUGGGCCCCUCAUGAGUCUCCUCUACCUCUGUUUGGUCUCAUAGGACCCUCCUGGAUGUCUUUUGGGUCUUCUGAAGCGCCAUUCUUUUAUUUCCAAGUAUCCAUUGUGGGUCUGUUCUGACUGCGUUUUAAAAUAAUUUGUCACAAGCGGUUCUCCACACGAGACCCUUUUUAAUCUCCUGGUUCCCUCCUGGACCUCCUUUCUUUCAUGGGUCUCUACUAGUCUGUUUCUGUCGCAUUAUUUGGGUC